Messenger RNA from Coffea eugenioides, 3288 nucleotides. RefSeq names its product probable LRR receptor-like serine/threonine-protein kinase At3g47570. The record is from RefSeq and is a predicted model, not a curated record. Lineage: Eukaryota; Viridiplantae; Streptophyta; Magnoliopsida; Gentianales; Rubiaceae. Bases 1 to 3288 code for a protein of 1095 amino acids. Gene Ontology annotation, biological process: protein phosphorylation. The transcript has 6 exons. Gene Ontology annotation, molecular function: protein binding; protein kinase activity; ATP binding.
AUGGAGAAAUUUCACAACCUCUCCCCUCUUGGACUGGUGUUGCUAUGUUCUCUUUCAGCUUCCUUAGCCAUGUCCGCCACCAAUGUUACCACUGAUCAGUCAUCUCUUCUUGCCUUGAGAGCUCACAUUUCGGUUGACCCUCUACAAAUCUUGGCCAAAAACUGGUCAGUUGGCUCUUCAGUCUGUGAAUGGAUUGGAGUCACUUGUGGCUCUCGUCAUCAUAGAGUGACUGCCCUGAAUAUUGCUAACAUGGGUCUUGUCGGCAUCAUCCCUCCACAACUGGGAAAUCUCUCAUUUCUUGUUUCUCUUAACAUGACUAUGAACAACUUCCAUGGAGAACUACAACAUGAGUUUGCUGGAUUGCGCCGAUUAAAACUACUUAAUUUGAGCUUCAACAAUCUUGAAGGAGAGUUCCCCCGGUGGAUUGGUUCAUUUCCUCGACUUCGUCGCCUGUCUCUCAGAAAUAAUAGUUUCACUGGUCUAAUCCCAUCUUCCAUCUCUAACUUGUCAAAUCUAGAGGAGAUAAAUCUUACAUUCAACACUCUGCAAGGAAACAUUCCUACAGGGAUUUUCAAUAUUUCCUCCCUGCAAGUGAUUCGCCUAGGGGGUAAUGGCCUAUCUGGAACUAUUCCAAGUGAUUUGUGUCACCAUCUUCGGGCACUAAGUAUCCUUUCCCUGUCAUCGAACAAGUUAAAUGGCCAAUUACCAUCAAGUUUAGGUCAAUGUUCAGAACUUCAGAGGCUGUCUUUGUCUGGUAACCAAUUUACAGGAUCCAUACCGAAAGAAAUUGGGGACCUGAAGAAGCUUGAGGUGCUAUAUUUGGGUGCUAACUAUUUAGAAGGUAAAAUUCCAAAAGAAAUUGGAGACCUAAAUAAGCUUGAGGAUCUGUAUUUGGGUGACAACUAUUUAGAAGGUGAAAUUCCAAAAGAAAUUGGUAACUUAACUAUGAUGAAAGAACUAGAUCUUCGACAUGCAUAUUUAAGAGGUGUAAUACCACGAGAGAUUGGCAACUUGUACUUUCUUGAACGACUCAACUUAGAACAAAAUAGCUUAACUGGUUCCAUACCAACGGGGAUCUUCAACCUCUCUAGGUUAAUUGUCGUGGUAUUUGUGGGAAAUCAACUUUCAGGCAAUCUUCCAUCAACGUUUGGUUAUAGGCUUCCCAACUUAGAACGGAUUUACCUCGGCAUUAAUUCCUUCUUUGGAGUAUUACCUAUAUCAAUCUCAAAUUCUUCUAAACUUCGUAGAGUAGAUUUUAGUUCUAACAAGUUCACGGGUCCAAUUCCCACUUCCUUUGGGGACCUAAGUCUUCUAGAAGUGCUGGAUCUCGCCGACAACAAUUUAACGAGCGACUCCUCAUGUCGAGAGUUGAGCUUCAUCACGUCAUUGACAAAUUGCAAAAAUUUGUCAUAUUUGGAAUUGAGUGGCAAUCCAUUGAAUGCGAUCAUUCCAGACUCCGUCAGUAAUCUUUCAACUUCCCUAGAAAGAUUACUUGCAUCAGAUUGUAAGAUCAAGGGCAGCAUUCCUGAUGGAAUUGGAAACUUUAGUAGUUUGAUCCAAUUAGAUCUAUCAAACAACGAGUUAAGUGGGUUGUUUCCAGUUAGAAUAAAAGAUUUGCAAAGGCUACAAUACAUGGAUCUUAGUAGGAACAAACUAAGCAAGGUCCCCUUACAGUUUCUUUGUGGUUUCUAUAACUUGGCUACCAUAAAUCUUGCUCAAAAUCAAAUUAUCAGCUCAAUUCCAAAGUGUUUGGGAAAUCUUAUUUCCCUAAGGAGUCUUAACCUAAGUUACAAUAAACUGAAUUCUAUCCUACCUGUAGAACUAUGGAACCUAAAAUAUCUCUUGGUGCUUGACCUCUCCUCAAAUUUGCUGAGUGGAUCUCUACUGAAAGCAAUUAUGAAUAUGAAGAUGGUAGUUUGGGUAGAUUUGUCAACCAAUCAGUUCUCGAGUGACAUUCCUGACACUAUUGGAGAGAUGCAGAACCUGCAAAAUCUCUCUCUAGCACACAACAGAUUGCAAGGAUCAAUCCCAGAGUCGAUCGGCAAGAUGUUAAGCUUGGAGUCAUUGGAUCUAUCACAUAACUUUCUCUCUGGAUCGGUUCCAAUGUCAAUGGAGAACCUUCGGUAUCUUAGACAUUUCAAUGUCUCUUUUAACAAUUUAAUUGGUGAAGUUCCUUCCAGAGGGCCUUUUAUCAACUUCACUGCUGAAUCUUUCACUUCAAAUCAAGCCCUCUGUGGAGCUCAAAGGUUUCAUGUGCCUCCAUGUCCAAAUAAUUCAGCUCACAAAUUGAGAACAAAAAAGUUGCAUCGAACAAUUUUUAUUUUACUCGGGGUAAUUAUAGCAGCGGGAGCCUUGUCCUUUGGAUUUGUUUACCUUAGAUAUCGAAAGAAAUAUACACUUUCCAGUCUAGCAAAUUUAUCCUUAGUUGCAAUGCCAGAAAGAAUUUCAUAUUUCAAACUUCUACAAGCAACUAAUGGGUAUAGCAAAAGCAAUUUGCUGGGAACUGGAAGCUUUGGAUCUGUCGAAGGAGCACUCAGGAGUUUUGAUGUAGAAUGUGAAGUACUGCGCAAUCUUCGCCAUAGAAACCUCACAAGAGUCAUCGGCAGUUGCUCUAACCUUGAGUUUAAGGCAUUAGUGCUUGAGUUCAUGCCUAAUGGGAGUCUUGAGAAGUGGUUGUAUUCACACAGCUAUUUUCUGCAUCUGAUGCAGAGAUUAGACAUAUUGAUUGAUGUGGCAUGUGCAUUGCAAUAUCUCCACUGUGAGUAUUCAAUUCCAGUAAUUCACUGUGAUUUGAAACCAAGUAAUGUCCUGUUGGAUCAAGACAUGGUAGCCCAUGUAAGUGAUUUUGGCCUUACAAAGUUGUUGGGCGAGAAGAACAGCAUCACAUACACCGAAACACUAGCCACACUUGGCUAUCUCGCACCAGAGUAUGGAUUGGAAGGAUUAGUAUCAACAAAAUGUGAUAUCUACAGUUUUGGAAUUAUGAUGAUGGAAAUCUUCACAAGAACAAAACCUAAUAGUGAAAUGUUUGGCGAAAACUUGAGCUUGAAGACUUGGGUGACUGUUUCAAUACCUGAUGGAUUAGCCUAUGUCAUCGAUGCAAAUUUGCUGAAGGAAAGUGAUGAAUACUUUGUUAAAAAACUAAGCUGUAUAGCCUCAAUCAUGAAAGUGGCUCUGGAUUGCACGAUGGAAUCUCCAAGAGAGAGAAGCAACAUAAAAGAUGUUCUUGUUGCGCUGAAAAAGAUCAAGCUUCAGUACAUGAGUGCCCAGAGUUCAAAGACGUCUUAA